AAAUCUAAAUGGAUACCCAAUCUCACCGCCCACCAAACAGAGCCUUAAUCUUCUAACCAACGUUGUCGAAAAAAAAAAAAGGUCGCUUUUUUUUCUUUCUCUUUCCAGUUUUCUUCAAUUUGCUCUUUUUAAUUCCCGGCAAAGUUUUUAUUUUUAACUUCUUUUUUACUCGUAUAAUUCUUUAUUGAUGUAAUGGGAAAAAGAGCUUGAAGAAAAGUGUCAAAAAGCCAAAUCAAAGCCAAUAGCGAUGUUGAAAUCGAAACGAUCCCAUUUUCUCAACGUCUUCUCCUCUACUUCAAGUGCCAACCGCCUGAAAAUUCCAGUGGGAUUUAAGACGAAUUUGGAGGGAAGAAUUUCUGGGUCAGUUUUGUUAAAAGGACCCAGUGGGUAUGGUUGGGUAGUUGAAUUAGUUCAAAAAAAUGAUGACUUGUUCUUUGAUGAAGGGUGGGCCGAUUUUGUAAGAGAUCAUAGCCUAGAAUGUGGGGAUUUUUUGGUUUUUAGAUAUGACGGUGACUUGGUUUUCAAUGUGAAAGUGUUUGAUCAAAGCCUUUGCGAGAAAGAAGUUGCUUUCCAUUGUAAAUGCAGUCAAGGUGGUAGUGAAUUUGAUGGUAUUGUGGGGCAGAAGAGAGAUAGGGAGGAUGGAGGUGUUUCAUUGGAUCAAGAUUGUGAAGGGGUGUUAAAGAGAAGUAGAGGGAGCUCUUCCGAAUCUGAUGAUAAUGAAUAUUUUGGGCAUGAGCCGAUGCUUGCAACUAAAACAUGUGAGGGAUUAACUUCCUGUGAUGAAAACCAUGAGGGAAGCAUCCUGAAAACAACUGUUGAAGAUGAUGAUUUGAAUCUGCAUGGCAGUGGCUGUAUUCCGAUGGUAGGAGAGUUUGAAGAGAAAAAAGUGGCUCAAUCUUUUAAUUCACACUUUCCCUUUUUUGUAAGAAUUAUGAAAAGAUUCAACGUCAGUGGCUCAUAUACAUUGAAUAUUCCAUAUCAGUUUGCAAUGGAACAUCUACCAAAGUGCAAGACUGAGAUUGUACUUCGGAAUCUGAAAGGAGCUUGCUGGACUGUAAAUUCUGUGCCAACAACAAGAGUGCAUACAAGUCAUACUUUAUGUGGUGGAUGGUUGGGCUUUGUCCGUAGUAAUGAGAUCAAGGUUGGAGACAUUUGUAUUUUUGAAUUUGUGCGCAAAUUUGAAUUGUGCGUGCAUAUUCUUCGGGUUGGAAAGGAAGACCCGGAUAGGCAAAGGGGAAAAGCAGUUCCUAAUGUGCUAAUUGACAGGUCUGAUGCCACUAUAUCGAAGAAAUUUGUAAAAAACUCUUCUAAGGUCCACUCAGAACCAAAAAAAGUUCAAAUGUGCGAUAACAAAGGGUCUAAGAUGCUUGACAAAUGGAAAUAUGCUGCCAGUUUUGCGCUUUGCUCUUUGUCAAGAUCAGGCAAUGAUAAGCAAGAAGCAGCUAUUGGUGGUUUGAGAAUGAUGUUGGCACUUGAUGAAGAAAAAGCAGCUAGGUCUUUUGCUUCUGGUUUUCCCAAUUUUGUGAGAAUCAUGAGAAAGUUCAACAUCAGUGGUUCAUAUACUCUGAAAAUACCAUAUAAGUUUUCAAAGGCGUAUCUACCAUACUCCAAAACAGAGGUAGUUCUUCGGAAUCUGCAAGGCAAAUGUUGGACUGUAAAUUCUGUCCCAGACUCCAAAGGUCGAACGGUGCAUACCUUUUGCGGAGGCUGGAUGGCCUUUGUUCGUGAUAAUGACAUCAAAAUGGGUGAUAUCUGCAUAUUUGAACUUGUUAACAGGUUUGAAAUGCGUGUGCAUAUUUCUGGGCCUGGAAGAGAAGGGUUAGAUUUCCAACGUGCUUCUUUGUGAGGCAAUAUCUGCAAAUUCAACCUUCCGUUGGAUAAUAUGUACUGCUGCUAUUUUUUUUUUCCAGUUAAACGCUUAAUUAUGGAUCAAAUAUUUUAUU
Durio zibethinus is the source of this 1943-nucleotide messenger RNA. Its product is annotated as B3 domain-containing protein Os11g0197600-like. Gene Ontology annotation, molecular function: DNA binding. The record is from RefSeq and is a predicted model, not a curated record. Lineage: Eukaryota; Viridiplantae; Streptophyta; Magnoliopsida; Malvales; Malvaceae.